AAAAUUUAAACCCCACAAUAAACCCUAAAAAGGAAAAAAACAAGUACAUAGUUUCAAGUGGGGGCCUAGUUUCAGAGCCCACUGUUUUUCCUGAUUAUCCCAAAACUCUUACCUCUAUUUAUAAUUAAUUAUUCGUCUUUUAAAACUCUCGUUGCCUUUUUUUUCCCAAACAACCAGAAUCUCUCUGAAUAUACAAAAAAACAGCUUUCCAGGUUCCCAUGACUCGUCCAAGGAAGAGGCAGAGAGCCGAAAGAGCACCUGGAAUUUGCGACGAAAUGCAAUGCGCCACUCAGGAGGAGAAUGCCAAAGGAGAAGAGGAAGGAACCGUUGAGCAAACGGAGGAUGAGAAAGUGAAUAAGAUGGAGAAGAAGCAGAGUAAAAAGAAGGAUACAGAAGGGGAGGGAAACGAGGAGGAAAAUUCGGAGACAGUGGAAGAAAUUGCAAGUAUUGUUGAGAAGGGAAGUAUCGAAUUUCGAGAGACAUUGAAGGAGAGAUUAAGACCUGCUCGAAGGGUAAAUUACUGUAUUGAGGAUCGAGGGUUUGAAGAAGAAGAAAAAGGGUUGAUUCAGAAGAAAAGAAAAAAGGGUGAUGAGCAAAAGGGGAAAGUUUCGGAAGCUAAAGAUGAAGAAGAUAAUAAUGAGAAGGAAAACAGUAAAGGAAAAAGUGGGAAAAAAAGAAAAGAGGCCAAAAGUGAAGGAACUGAAGAGAAUGAAACAGAGGAGGAAGGUAGAAGAUAUCCAUGUAGGGCAUCAACAGUACCAAAGAGAAUGGGUGAAUUUGUGUUGAAGAAAACUCCUUCUAAAGACUCUCUAAUGUGCCAUCAAUGCCAGAGGAAUGAUAAAGGAAGGGUCGUGAAUUGCACACGAUGUAAGAGGAAACGAUAUUGCAUCCCCUGUAUAACCAAUUGGUAUCCCCAAAUGUUAGAGGACGAAAUUGCUAGUGCCUGCCCAGUUUGUCGGGAUAAUUGUAAUUGCAAGGCCUGCUUGCGCAUGGAUGGUCCUGUCAAUAAAUUGAGGAAAGCUUUAGAGCUGAAGUUUAGUAAGGAUGCUGGGCUUCAUCAUUCUAAAUACUUGCUUCAGGCACUUCUCCCCUACAUCAAACAAUUUAGUCAAAAACAAAUGAUGGAGAAGGUGAUCGAGGCCCAGAUUCAAGGGCAAUUGCCAUCAGAAAUAAAGCUGAAGCAAGCAGUUUGUCAUCCAAAGGAGCGUGUUUAUUGUAACAACUGCAAAACUUCGAUCGUUGACUUUCAUAGAACCUGUCCUCAUUGUAACUAUGAUCUUUGCCUCACUUGUUGUCAAGAAAUUCGUGAGGGCCACAUGCAAGGAUGGGAAAAGGAAGUUACUGGGUCAUAUGUUGACAGGGGUUUUGGCUAUUUGCAUGGUGAAUUUGACCAACCUAUGUUAGCUGAAAAGGUGAAGCCAAUUGAUUUGUCUGCCAAAACUUCUAAAGAACUUGAAGGGGUGGCAUCUAGGUGGAAAGCAAAUGAAACUGGUAGCAUUACUUGCCCUCCAAAGCACUUGGGUGGUUGUGGUGAGGCCCUUUUGGAGUUGAGGUGCAUGUUUGAAGAAAAUUCCAUUGUUAAGCUGGUGGAAAAUGCAGAAAGAAUAGCCAGAAGUCUCAAUCUGGAAAACAGGCCUCAGACUACUAACCAACAGUGCCCUUGUUACAAAUCAAUAGCCGAAGUUGAUUUGAGUAAGUGUAAAUUACGGAAAGCUGCUUCAAGAGAAGAUUCCAGUGACAACUAUUUGUAUUGUCCAUCAGCAAGAGAUAUUCAGAAUGCAGACCUGAAUCAUUUCCAAAGGCAUUGGGCUAAAGGUGAGCCUGUUAUUGUCAGUCAAGUGCUUGAGAAUGCAUCUGGAGUGAGCUGGGAACCAAUGGUUAUGUGGCGUGCUUUUCGUCAGAUAACUAACACUAAACACAGUCAACAUCUGGAUGUUACAGCCAUCGAUUGCUUAGACUGGUGUGAGGUACAGAUCAAUAUUCACCAGUUCUUUAAAGGGUAUACAGAAGGUUGCUUUGACAGAAAAGAAUGGCCCCAGAUAUUUAAGUUGAAAGAUUGGCCCCCUUCUAACAAAUUUGAGGAGCGUCUUCCACGUCACCAUGCUGAAUUUCUUUGUUGUUUGCCAUUUAAGGAAUAUACACAUUCUCUAAGUGGGCUUCUAAAUCUUGCUACCAAAUUGCCAUCGGAUUCCCUUAAGCCAGACAUGGGGCCAAAGACAUAUAUUGCUUAUGGAGUUGCUCAGGAGCUUGGACGCGGAGACUCUGUAACAAAGCUUCAUUGUGAUAUGUCUGAUGCGGUGAAUGUUUUGACACAUACUGCAGAAGUGAAACUAAAACCUGAAAAGCUUGAAAUCAUAGAGAAGUUGAAACAAAAACACUGUGCACAAGACCAGAAAGAAAUAUUUGGGAUGAAUGUAAAGGUUUACAGGAGGAAGCGUGGUGGUAGGUUUUGUGACAUUGCCACCAGUGAUAAGGAGCCUAGCAAUGAAGGUGGUCACUUAGAAGCUAAUGAGGCAGGUGCAAUUUGGGACAUUUUCCGGAGACAAGAUGUUCCGAAGCUGAAGGAUUAUCUUAAGAAGCAUUUUAGGGAGUUUAGGCAUACUCAUUGUUGUCCUGUGCCACAGAUUGUUGACCCUGUACAUGAUCAGACAUUAUUUCUCAGUUUGGAGCAUAAGAAAAGGCUUAAGGAGGAGUAUGGAAUUGAGCCAUGGACAUUUGUACAGAAGCUGGGGGAAGCUGUUUUUAUUCCUGCAGGCUGUCCUCAUCAAGUCAGGAACAUUAAGUCAUGCAUAAAGGUUGCUCUUGACUUUGUUUCACCUGAGAAUGUUGGUGAAUGCAUUCGAUUGACUGAAGAAUUUCGAUUACUUCCACAAGGUCACAGAGCUAAAGAGGACAAACUAGAGGUCAGGAAAAUGAUGCUACAUGCUAUGUGUCAGACUGUUAAGUGUUUGGAUCCUUAUGCAAAGAUUGAACUACAACUCUGUCACCUCUGACUGAUCAACAUCUUUUUGGAGCCAUUCUUGAAUGCAAUUGGGAUCCUACAGGUUUUUUAGAAUGUCAUAUCUAUAUAGAACUUAUUGCUCAAUUUGCCUCCUAAGAUUUUGUCAAUUUCGAUUCACAAUUAUCAUCUCAUGAACACAUUGAGAGUGCACUGUGUUUAUUCUAUUUUAGCCAGAUAUAAUAUCUAAUUAUUAUUAAUAUGAAAAUCAAACCCUAUGUUUAUAUAGGAAUAGCUCUUAUAUGAUGUUGCAUAAUGCAUGGUAUUAAUUAGUUACUCAUUGAAAGCAUGUUCUGCUCAUUUCAUGAUGCUUUGUUUCAUUUAUUUUUAUUUUUGGUAACAUGAUGCAACAAUGUUUACAAAUACUAUAUGAUACCAUGGGGAUACAUGUUCAAGAAAUUCAUUACUUUUAGAAGAUGGAAG
Molecule: messenger RNA, 3421 nt
Organism: Durio zibethinus
Lineage: Eukaryota; Viridiplantae; Streptophyta; Magnoliopsida; Malvales; Malvaceae
Product: lysine-specific demethylase JMJ29-like
Biological process (GO): regulation of transcription by RNA polymerase II
Cellular component (GO): chromatin; histone deacetylase complex
Molecular function (GO): chromatin DNA binding; transcription coregulator activity; histone H3K9 demethylase activity
Source: RefSeq, a predicted model, not a curated record